Chlorella variabilis is the source of this 3549-nucleotide messenger RNA. RefSeq lists its product as hypothetical. The coding region runs from base 1 to 3549 and encodes 1182 amino acids. The transcript has 9 exons. The record is from RefSeq and is a predicted model, not a curated record. Gene Ontology annotation, biological process: iron-sulfur cluster assembly. Gene Ontology annotation, cellular component: cytosolic [4Fe-4S] assembly targeting complex. Lineage: Eukaryota; Viridiplantae; Chlorophyta; Trebouxiophyceae; Chlorellales; Chlorellaceae.
AUGGCCUCCUGGGCGCCGCUGCUGCACGAGCUGGUCGCCACUGAGCUUCCGGAGCGCGACCACGCCGAGAAGACGCAGCAGCUGGCUGGGCAGCUGCGGCAGGCGGGCACCCCGAUCCUGCGGCUGGUGGAGGCCCUCGGCCCUUUCCUCACAACUGAUGACGACCCGCAGCGUGCCCGAGCCACCAGCGUGCUGGCAGAGGUGGUGGCGGCUGUGCCGGCUGCCGCCGCGGGCGAGGGCGACGUCGUCCACCUGUCCCAGUUCUUCACCUCACGGCUCACAGACUGGCCGGCCGUGCGUGGCGCGCUCAAGGGAUGCCUGGCGCUGCUGUCGCGGCGCGGCAGCGCGGCGCCCGCGAGGCCCGCCCUGGCAGAGGUGGAGGAGGCGGCGGCGGUGGAGAUGAUGCGGGCCUGCGUGUCGCAUGUGUUCAUCCGAGCGCUGGCGCAGCAGGACCGCACGGUGGCGCUGCGCCUGGUGACGGCGGCGAUGCGCGGGUAUGGCGCUGCGCUGCUGGACGCCGGCCUGGACCUUUUCGAGUACCUGGUCAGCUCAGUGGAUGGCGAGAAGGACCCGCGCUGCCUGCUGCUGUGCUUCGAGGCGGUGCGGUGCCUGCUGGCGCUCUACCACCGGCAGCCGGACACCAGCCUGUGCCACGAGCGGCUGGAGGAGGGCGCCGAGGAGCUCUUUGAGGUUUUGGCCUGCUACUUCCCCGUCACAUUCACCCCCCCGCCCAAUGACCCCAACAGGAUCAGCCGGGAGGACCUGGCAGCUGGGCUGGAGGCGGCGCUGGUGGCGGAGCCGCUGUUUGCGCCUUACCUGGUGCCUCUGGCCUGCGAGAAGCUGAGCUCCACACUCAGGCAGGCCAAGCUGGACUCUCUGUCGCUGCUGGGCGCGUGCGCAGAGGGCUACGGCCCCGCCCCGCUGGCCGGCCACGUCAGCACGCUGUGGUCUGCGCUGCGCCCCGAGCUGCUGGCGCCAGCUGGCGAGGGCCUGCUGCCUGCCGACGUGCCGGCGGCUGCCGAGCUGGCCGCGGCGGCAGCCACGUGCCUGGCGCGGUGUGUGGCUGCUUUCCAGAGCGGCGGCGGCGGCGGCGGCGGCCGUGGUGGCGAGGAGGAGGUGCCAGCUGGCGCCAGGCUGGCGGAUGCCGUGCUUCAGGACUCGAGCCUGCAAGACAUGAUGGCGUGCAUCCAGUCGCCCGGCUCCGAUGCAGCCGUGCAUCGCCGCAGUGUGCUGCGGGCGCAGGCGGGGGCGCGGGUGGCCGAGGCGCUGUGCCGCGCUGGCGGCGCCACGGCCGCCCAGGCGCUGGGCCAGCUGCUGCCUCCGCUGCUGGCGCUGGCGGCUGCACGGCCGGCAGAGGGCAGCAGCGGCGGCUGGCAGGCCCAGUGCCUGGCCUGGUGCGCCGUGCUGGGCAUGCUGGCAGCGGCAGCAGAGGCGCCGCCGUCCGCGCCGCCAGCAGGCGUGGAUGGCGAGCUGGCGCGCCAGGUUGUUGCUGCGGCUGCCUCUGCGCUAGAAGCGGCUGCUGCUGCGCUGGCGCCUGCCGUGGGUGCUGAGGGGGAGGAGGCGGAGGAGGCGGCGCCGGGGCCCAGCGCCCAACGGCAGCCCCAGGCGGCCUCCUGGCCGCUGCUGCCUGGCGACUGCACCCAGCAGCGGGCGGCCACCCUGCAGCUGGCGGCGCUGGCGGCGCUGUUUGGCGACCCUCGCCAGGCGGCGGCACUCCCCGGGCAGGACGUGGAGGCAGCAGUGGCUUCCGUCCUGCACCUGCUCUCCGCACCGUGCGCCUCUGCCUCCACCUCGGCCCAGCAGGCAGCAGCCGUGGCCCCGCUGGCCGCCCUGGCGCGCAGCGCCCACGCCGCGGCGCUGUCGGACGCGGCGCUGCCGCGGCUGGUGGCGGCCGCGGGGCGGCCGCAGACGGCGGCGGCGGCGCUGGCGGCGCUGCAGGCCCUGGCUGCCGCCUCCAGCGGCCUCCAGCUGGACAUUGUGGUGGCCCUGGAUCAAGCCCUCCAGCAGCAGCUGCCGGCAGCGGCAGGGGACCCCGCAGGCAGCGCCGCCCAGCUGAUGCAGCAGCUGCUGCGGGCGGCUGCAGGCAUCGCGUCGGCGCCGCCGGCCCACGGCGGCGCGGCGGAGCCAGCGGCGGCGGCGUGCUUCCUGCAGCUGGGCCAGCACCUGUUGGAUGCCGCCCAGCUGCUUCCCGCGCAAGCAGCAGCGGCGGUGGGCGCCGAGGUGCAGGCGGCGUGCGGCGAGCUGGCAUACCAUGCGAUGCGCGGCGCCGCCGCUGAGCAGCAGCAGCCGCUGGCGGCGGCCGCCGCGGCGGCCGUCAUGCAGCGGGGCCACGCGCACCUGGCAGCGCCAGGCGGCCUGCAGGCCACGGUGUGCUGUGCCCUGCUGGUGCCGUUGAGGCAGGAGGCUGUGCGGGGGCUGGCUGGCCAGCAGCCGGCGGCGCCGCUUGUGCAGCGGCUGGUGCAGCUGGCGCAGGCGCAGCCGGACGGCAGCCCAGCGGGGCACUGGGCGGCCCUGGCGGCGGCCGCCCUGCUGAACAAAUGGGACCCGGCAGACAGCGACAGCGCGGCGGCCUGCUCCUCUGCCGUGCUGCAGCGGCAGCUGUACCCAGCCUGCGGCCUGUCAGCGGGCGGCGGCAGCGAUGCUGGCGGCGCCGCCUGCCUGCCGGCGCCCGCACCCUCGUCCUGGCGCUACUUGGCGGCGGUGGGCCGGGGGCUGGCCAUGCGAGGCUCUCGCGAGGCGGAUGCGGCUGUGGGCAGGGCGAUCGCUGCUCUGGAUGCAGCGGCGCAGCGCUGGCAGGCGGUCCAGGCAGAGGGCGGAGGGCCCCUCGAGGCAGCGGGCAGCGAGGCAGCGGCUGCCCUGCAGCAGCUUGCAGCGGGGGCCCAGGCUGCCGCACACUUCCUUGAGGCGGCGCUGGAUGGCGGCGCUGCGGGUGCGGGCCUGUCCAAGCAGUCGCAUGCGGUCUGCAAGCCGCUGUGGCAGCAGCGCCUGUACACUGCCGCGGCCGCCCGGCUGCUGCCCCUGCUCGAGGGCAGCCUGCGGGGCGCCAGCGCGGCGCGCCAGGCGGCGGCGGCGGGCGGCGAGGGCGCGGCCCCGCUGCUGGCCUCCCCUGUGCUGCUGCUGGCGCUGGCCUGCCUGCUGUGCACGGCGCCCAGCGGCGUGCUGCAGCAGGAACAGCGCCGCAUGCUGCCCUGGAUGCUGCAGUGCCUGGCCGCGCUGCAGCGGGGCCCGCUGGCGGACGGCGAGCUGCUGCUCUCGCUGCUGCUGCUGGUCAGCGAUGCGCUCAUGAGCAGCGCAGGCAAGCAGCAGGCGGAGGCGGAACUGCUUCCACGCCUUGUGCCGGCCCUGCUGGAGCUGACGGCGUACCGCCCGGUACCUGCAGUACGGGAGACCGCGCUGCAGUGCCUGCUGGUACUGGUGGACCUGCCCUACACCUGCCUGCACCCCUACCGCCGCGCCGUGGCCGCCAGCCUGGCGGCAGCGGUGGACGACAACCGCCGCGGGGUGCGGCUGCAGGCUGCACGCUGUCGCCAGGCCUGGACCGCUUCCUGA